Messenger RNA from Saccostrea echinata, 1200 nucleotides. RefSeq lists its product as uncharacterized. The transcript is spliced from 4 exons. Lineage: Eukaryota; Metazoa; Mollusca; Bivalvia; Ostreida; Ostreidae. The record is from RefSeq and is a predicted model, not a curated record. Bases 1 to 1200 code for a protein of 399 amino acids.
AUGCCGGGAGAGUACACUAUAAAAGUGGACCCAAAUGUGACACCGGUCAUUCACGCACCUCGUCAGAUACUACUAUCACUUCAAGAUAAAGUGAAAGUAGAACUGGACAAGAUGGAAGCAAAUGGUGUCAUAAUGAGCGUUUUUAUCUGGGACCCGAGUUCCGUCUCGAGUCGAGGCUCUCCAGGUAAAAACGCGAGAGUUCCGACUGGGGUUGAUAUCGAGGUCGACCCUGCUCUGGCGCAGGGUUUGUAUGGAUUCAAAAUGGCCGACGGCGGCAGCAGUCAAAAUCUUGUUCUUGUAACUGCAAACAUUGAUGGUACCACUUACACUGCCUUAAUGAGUGAGGAGUUAGCAGAACUGUACAGGUUCCCCCAGUGUGAUCCAAAGACUAGAAAUGUUUUAGCAGAUGCCAUAAGAGCUCAGAAUACUGGGAGUGAAACGCCAUGUACCAGUAAUGAAAGGCCAUGUACCAGUAAUGAAAGGCCAUGUAUCAGUAAUGAAAGGCCAUGUACCAGUAAUGAAACACCUGUUGAAAACGAAUCACCUUGCAGCUCUUCAAGGUCAAGUUUCUCCACACCAGAGUCUACCAGUGCCUCAUCAUCAACAAAUUCAACAUCAGAUCAGUCUAUUCAUAUUUGGACGAUUGCAGAAGAAAAGCGCCUUAUAGACUGCCGAUUAUCAAAAGAGGAAGAUUUUUGCAGUAACAAGUCGCACGACUCCUUGUGGCAAGCUAUUACAAAGGAAUUGAAUGGUGAGGGGAUGAAAUUGACAAAACAGCAGAUAAUUAACAAGUGGAAAAGUUUAAAGAAAAAAUAUAAAGAAAUAAAUGACCACAACUCAAAAACAGGGACAGAUCGUAUGGACUGGAAACAUAAAGAAGCAUUUGAUAGGGCAUAUGGGAAUAAGGCAUCUACAAAACUAAGUGCAUCUUUUGACACAGGUCGACUAAAGGAGUCAACAAAAAGUGAUGAGAGUUUGAAAAGAAAACUUGAAAAGGGAGAUGGGGAAGAAGCAGUGGAGACAAAAGCUGAAUUGCCAAAAAAGAAGAAGAUUAGAUCUAAUUUGAAAAGCGAUUUAAUUGAAAAGUUGGAUGCUCAGAACUUAAAACUGAUGGAUCAAAUGGAAACACAGCACAGAGACAAACUUGAGAGAAUGGACCGAAUGCUCGAUUUGUUUGAAAGAUCAUUGGACAAAAAAUAA